CUGUUGGCGCGUUGAAUGGUCCUCCCGCCUCAUUACUUUCCUGCUCCGUUCACGACGUUGUAAACUCUCGGUGUUGUGACCUGCUCUGUUACUGCCGCAAAACGGCAGGUUUCGCUUUCUGGAGUUGCAGGGGGAAUUUGCACCGAUGUCUUCAGGAGCAUCUUCAGGACAGAGGUCCAGAGAUUCUCAUGAAACUCGUAGGAAUAAAGAAAGAGUGACCCAAUAUGAUGAGGUCCCUCGAGAAAAUCAGCAAUUGCGUCCACCUCCUCAGGAGAACUUUCUCCCUUCAUCAGGCACUAAAACUUUAAAAGACUGUGAUCUGGCGGUGAGUGCAGACCCACUGCCACCACCACCUCUACCUCUGCAUCCACCUGUUGGUCCUGAAUUUUAUUUGGAUGAAGCUGAUGAACCAGUGACUUCUCUGGAGUUGAAACCAGUGAGACGUUUUAUCCCAGAUUCUGUGAAAAACUUGUUCAAAGGCAAAAAUGACAAUCAGCAGUUGAAUAUGGCUUCUGUCAAUCACAGUAACGGAGUGGAGUGCUCACCACCUGCCUCCCCUACACCUUCUGCUAAAGAAGAAUUCAGACUGGAAGGACAGAAAUCGGGUGCCAGUUCUUAUAGGGAUCCGUUCGGAGGCUCUGGUGGGAGCUACAACUCUCGGAAAGAAGUUGAAUCUAUGCUUCCUCGAGACCCCUAUGAUUCAUUGGAUCGUCAUACCCGCACAGUGCAGAGCUACAAUGACAAGGUCCGGGAGUACAACUUGAAAUACUCCUACAUGAAGUCCUGGGCUGGCUUACUGAGGAUCUUGGGUGCGGUUCAGUUGUUGUUUGGGGCAGCUGUAUUCGCUUGUGUUUGUGCCUACAUACACAAAGACAAUGAAUGGUACAACAUGUUUGGUUACUCCCGUCCAUAUAGUCAUGCUGCCAACAGUUUGCAAGGGGGAUACUAUUAUGAUGGACCAAAGACUCCUUUUGUUAUUGUUGUUGCAGGCUUGGCAUGGGUGGUCACCAUUAUUUUGCUUGUACUGGGCAUGUCCAUGUACUAUCGCACCAUCUUACUUGAUUCCAACUGGUGGCCAUUGACUGAAUUUGCCAUAAACGUUGUUCUUUUUAUCCUCUUUCUGGCUGCUGCCAUAGUAUAUUUGAAUGAUAUGAACCGUGGUGGCCUUUGCUACUACCCCCUCUUCAACACUCCAUUGAAUGCUACGUUUUGUCGUGUGGAAGGGGGACAAAUCGCUGCAGUCAUCUUUCUGUUUGGCACCAUGUUCCUAUAUCUCAUCAGCUCCAUUGUGUGUCUGAAGCUGUGGAGACAUGAGGCAAAGAGGAGACACCUAAACUAUGCCGAGUUUGAGCUGGGAAGUACAGAAGCCGGAACAUCCACGGAAACGCAGGCAUUGCGAUCUAAAGAGAGGUCUGCAGUAACUGACGCAAGCCACAGAGAAAUGCAGCCAGUUGAAAUGAAACCAGUAGUAUUGAGUGGGUACAUUCCCGCAGGUCACAUUCCAAAACCGCUUGUUAUGGCCGACUACCUAGCUAAGUAUCCUGCUAUUAGAACACCUGAAGAGCGGGAACGCUACAAAGCUGUAUUUAACGACCAACAUGCAGAAUACAAAGAACUUCAUGCAGAAGUGCAAGCUGUUCAGAAAAAGUUCAGUGAAAUGGAUGCCAUGAUGAGCAGGCUACCUCAGCAUGCUGGGUCCCAGCAGGAGUAUGACAGGAUUGCAAACGUCUUCCACGAAUAUCAGAAGAAGAAAAAUGAUCCCACAUUCCUGGAGAAAAAAGAACGUUGUGAAUAUUUGAAGAACAAACUCUCCCAUAUCAAACAGAGGAUUCAAGAAUACGACAAAGUCAUGAACUGGAAUGAUAACUUCUGGAAAACAUCGGCGUGUGUGGAAAUACCUGUUCUACAACAACUGAAGGACUUGUUACAGAAAAUAGCAGCGUUCUCUAUUGACAGCCAAGUGCCAGCCAAUGAGUUGCAGGGAGAGGCUGGGUGUCGGCCAAUGGGUGAGGGGCGGAGGCAGGUUCUCGCCCGGAGGGUUGGGAGGAGCCGCGCACCUUUCGGGGUUGGAUCUGGGGAAAGGUUUAAGCGGGUGGUUGCCCGGCUCUCGGUCCGCGGAUCACCUCCCAGCCCCAGCCCCAGCCCCAGCCCCGCUGUAACUAGCGCCCAUUGUGAAGGAGCUGUAGCGGGGCUGCGGAGCCGGUGCCGGGACACUCCCCGCAGGACCCCCAGGGUGAAGGAUGUCGAGCCGCGAGUGGGAUCACCCUCCUCCCUACCACCCGGGCAGCGAGUACGGGUGAGUAUUGGCCUCCGUCGUGAAGUUCUGGCCCUCCAGCAUCAGCUCCGAUUAUCGAGGGUUGUGUAUGGAGACGGCAUCUUCCAAGUUGUGCUCUUUCUUGGAACAACCGUGCAGUUGACGUGUGUCCCCCGUGGUUCAGCCUAUGCACCAAGUAAGGAUAUGUAUGACGGAGAUGUGCGAUCGCAGCCUGCUGGUUCCUAUUAUCCAGAUGAAACACAGCACUUCUACAAAUGGUCUUCUCCUCCAGGAAUUAUCAAAAUUUUAGCGGUCCUUAUCGUUGUGAUGAGCAUCGGAAUCUUUGCUUGUGUGGCGUCAACCUUACCCUGGGACAUGGACUAUUACGGAGGAGGGAUGGGAGUAGGAAAUGGCAUGGGAUAUGGAGGAUAUGGAGGAUAUGGAGGAGUUGGUGCAGGCUUUGGAUCUGGUACAGGCUAUGGAUAUGGAGCCGGAGUUGGAGCAUAUGGAUAUGGAGGUGGCUACACUGAUCCGCGAGCUGCUAAAGGCUUCAUGAUUGCGUUAGCAGCUGUCUCCUUCAUAGCACUCCUGGUUGUCUUUAUCAUACUCGUGUCACGGGCCAGGCUUUCAAGAUCAAGAAAGUUUUAUUUAAUUCUGAUGAUUGUGUGUGCAGUCGUUGGCUUUGUAAUGUUUGUGGCUACAAUUGUCUACAUCAUGGGAGUCAACCCCACAGCCCAGGCUGCAGGAUCUGUCUUCUACAAUCAGCUGCUGACACUCUGCAAUCAGUUCUACAUCCCAUCCACCACUGGAGUCUUCACAAAUCAGUAUCUCUAUCAUUACUGCGUUGUUGAACCACAGGAGGCCCUUGCAAUUGUGAUGGGAUUCAUGAUUGUAAUAGCUUUGGGUCUAAUCAUCUUUUUUGCAUAUAAAGUACGAAGCAAAAUUUCAAGGUAUGGUAAAGAAAACAUCCUGUGGGAUAAGAUUCCCAUGGAAAGUGAGAUGGCUCCAAAUGUUGAAGAAUGGGUGAACAAUGUGUCUGGGGUUCCAGAGGAACUAGUAACAGAUGGUUUUUAUAAACCAAAUGGUUCCUUGAAUGAAGCAGACCAUGAGUCCAAUCGUGUAAACAGAUUGCAGCCUGAUGAUGCAGCUCACAUCCCUGAAGUUUCAGUUCCAUUAAUGUGUGAGCAGCCACCUCAACAUUCGUCCAGCAGGGACUCUGCUGAAAGCAAACCGUCCUCGCAGAGAAAGCCUCCGAGGAAGAGGAGACCUGGAAGAGCAAAAAGACCAGAGAAUGAUGAAUAUGAAACAGAUUACACGACUGGUGCAGAAUCCUGCGAUGAGUUAGAUGAAGACGACUUGGGAAGUCAGUAUCCACCAAUCACAUCAGACCAACAGAGACAAGAUUAUAAAAGGGAAUUUGACAAUGAUUUGCAGCAAUACAAGCGUCUCCAGGGUGAUCUGGAUGAAAUAAAUAAACUGUUUUCCCAGCUGGACAAGCAGAUUGAUGAGACAGAGGACAAUGAGCAGUACCAGGCUAUUGCUGUUGAAUAUAAUAGACUAAAAGAAGUGAGGAAUUCUGAAGAAUAUCGAGAGAAGAAGAAACAUUGCAAGCAGCUUAAGACAAAAUUGGCUCAUAUCAAACAGAUGGUUAAUAACUAUGACAGCCAGAGGUCCUGAGUGCCGAAACACGCACUUCUCGUGGAAACUUAAAGUGGAGGAUUGUUUCCAACAGAUGGAUCUGACAUGAAAUAAAAAGCCAAGACUUUUUAAAGAGCCAAAAAAAUUAAUUACAUGGUUUCAGUUGCUUCACUAUACCUUGAUAAAAUUUGAAAUUGUAUUUUUAUGCCUCUUAUUGAGUUUUGAUUUCAUCUUUAAAACUUUGUCAUUUGUAUUCUGUGGAUGAAAAAUAUUUUCAAUGUUUUACUUUUUGAAUGGUACAGAAGGUUGACUUACAAACGAGGGCCUUGGGUUUUAAGGUUCUUGAAUUCUUAGCUUUAAUAGAGCAAGUUGAAUGUAAAAAGAAUGAUUUUGUUUUGUAUGAUUGUUUCUUCCGUAAUUGUGAGGGAUUUACUCAAAUUACUUUGGACAUUUACUAACCAAGCUUGUGGUGCUAUUCAAGGCAAUGAAUAGCAUUAAUACAGUUUUUUUUUAAACCACAUUCUGUGAAUUGAAAUAGUAAAAAGAUAACAUUAUGUACCAUAAACUGUUUGUAAUGACCAAUCCAAUACACACAUCAGAUCAAACAAUCAUUAUAUUAAUCAAUGAAUAUUGAAGCAGGGCAAUGGUUUGACAUAAUUUUUCUUAAAAAGUUCAAUCAUCUAUGUAAUUACUGUGGAAAUGUUUUGAUUAAUACUUGAUAAAUAACCAGGGAGGAUGUGUUUGCCAUGUAUAUAAGAGGGGCACUGACACAUCAGCAGAGUUUUUCUUGGGUGGAGUAUAUAGCCCAUCUGCUUUGCAUCUUACCUCCAGGAUCAGACAUUGCAAGCAAAUACAGCUGAAGUCUGGGCAUAUUAUUAUAGACAAAUGCAGUGUUUUCUUAUUCAAAUCAAACCGUAUAUUAGAUUUUAAAUGUUCCUGAUACUAGAGUGUAUGGUUGCAUUUCAUAUAUACUAGUAGAUAAAUUUAAAGUCUUAAAUUCAUGACUUUUUUUGUAACUACCUGCUCAGUUUACAUACAAGGAAUUUGUGAAAUUAAGUACGUUUAGAAAAUUUGAUGUGCAUUUUUAAUCUGUAUUUUUUUAAUUGUAUUUUACCAUUUAAUAAAUGUUCCAGUGGUUUAUCAGUC
This is a messenger RNA of Pristis pectinata (smalltooth sawfish), 5038 nucleotides long. RefSeq lists its product as uncharacterized. The transcript is spliced from 16 exons. Gene Ontology annotation, cellular component: apical plasma membrane; cytoplasmic vesicle; bicellular tight junction. Gene Ontology annotation, biological process: bicellular tight junction assembly. Bases 146 to 3931 code for a protein of 1261 amino acids. The record is from RefSeq and is a predicted model, not a curated record. Lineage: Eukaryota; Metazoa; Chordata; Chondrichthyes; Rhinopristiformes; Pristidae.